AUGGCCAGGAGCUGCUCGGAAUGCAAGGAGAAGAGGGCGGCACACAUACUCUGCACCUACUGCAACCGCUGGUUGUGCAGCUCCUGCACUGAGGAACACCGGCAUGGCCCUGCCCCAGGGGGCCCGCUCUUUCCCCGGGCCCAGAAGGGAUCUUCAGGAGUGAAUGGUGGUUCUGGGGACUUCGCUUUGUACUGCCCUCUACACACACAGGAAGUGCUCAAGCUGUUCUGCGAGACCUGUGAUGUGCUUACAUGCCAUAGCUGCCUCAUGGUGGAACACAAGGAACACAGGUGCAGACAUCUUGAAGAAGUUUUGCAAAACCAGAGGAUGCUUCUGGAAAGUGUGACUACACAAGUGGCACAUAAGAAAUCCAGUCUACAGACAUCUGCAAAGCAGAUUGAGGACAGGAUUUUCGAAGUGAAACAUCAGCACAGGAAGGUGGAAAACCAGAUCAAAAUGGCCAAAAUGGUGCUGAUGAAUGAGCUGAACAAACAGGCCAAUGGACUCAUAGAGGAGUUGGAGGGCAUUACUAAUGAGAGGAAGCGGAAGCUGGAGCAGCAGCUACAGAGCAUCAUGGUUCUCAACCGUCAGUUUGAGCAUGUGCAGAAUUUCAUCAAUUGGGCUGUCUGCAGCAAAACCAGUGUCCCUUUCCUUUUCAGCAAAGAGCUGAUUGUGUUUCAGAUGCAGCGAUUGCUGGAGACAAGUUGUAAUACAGAUCCUGGUUCCCCUUGGAGUAUCAGAUUCACCUGGGAACCUAACUUCUGGACCAAGCAGCUGGCUUCCCUUGGCUGCAUCACUACUGAAGGCGGACAACUGUCCCGGGCAGAUACUCCAGCUUACGGAGGCUUACAGGGGCCAUCAUCCUUUUAUCAAAGCCACCAGUCCCCAGUGGCUCAGCAAGAGGCCCUUAGCCACCCCUCACACAAGUUCCAGCCCCCAGCACUGUGUUCCUCAUCUGUGUGCUGCUCCCACUGCUCCCCAGUCUCACCCUCCCUCAAAGGUCAGGCCCCUCCACCCAGCAUACACCCAGCCCACAGCUUUAGGCAGCCCUCUGAGAUGGUGCCUCAGCAGCUGGGGCCACUGCAAUGCUCUACCCUGCUGCCUAGGGAGAAAGAGCUGGCCUGCAGUCCUCAUCCACCAAAGCUGAUGCAGCCCUGGCUGGAAACUCAGCCCCCUGUGGAGCAGGAGAGCACAUCCCAGAGGCUGGGGCAGCAGCUGACUUCCCAGCCUGUAUGCAUUGUACCCCCGCAGGAUGUUCAGCAAGGAGUCCAGGCACAGCCCACCUUACAGACACCCUCUAUCCAAGUCCAGUUUGGCCACCACCAGAAGCUAAAGCUUAGCCACUUUCAGCAGCAGCCACAACAGCAGCUGCCACCUCCACCACCUCCACCACCUCCACCCCAGCAGCAGCCACCCCCACCUCCAUCCCAGCAUCUGGCUCCUAGUCAGCAUGAGAACCCUCCUGGGCCUGCCUGUUCCCAGAACGUGGACAUAAUGCACCACAAGUUUGAGCUGGAGGAAAUGCAGAAGGACCUGGAGCUUCUCCUUCAGGCUCAACAGCCUAGCCUGCAACUAAGUCAGACCAAAUCUCCUCAGCAUCUUCAGCAAACUAUUGUGGGGCAGAUCAACUACAUCGUGAGGCAGCCAGCACCUGUCCAGUCCCAAAGCCAGGAGGACACCCUACAGGCUACAGAUGAACCUCCAGCAUCUGAGGGCCCAAAGCCAUCUCUCCCUCUUGACAAGAAUACUACUGCUGCCUUGACCCAGGCAUCUGGGGAAGAAACCCCUCCCAGUGUCCCCCCACUGGACAGCACCAUCCAGCACUCCUCUCCAACUGUGGUGAGAAAGCACUCCACCUCGGUGAGCAUUAUGGGCUUUUCUAAUACUCUGGAGAUGGAGGUGUCAUCUCCCAGGCUGACAAGGACCCUUGACCCCCAGAUCCAGAGCGUAAGCAGCCUGACAGCUGGCCCUCCCCAGGCAGUACCAAGUCUUCUGAGUGGGUCCCUGACAAGUGGUCAGAGCCAGCCCAUAUCUAGCCUGACAACUAACCACCUACAGACCGUGCCCAGCCUGGUGCGUAGCACCCAUCAAUCCAUGCCUAAUCUGAUGAGUGAACCCCCUCAGGCAACCAAAAGCCUGGCAAGUGAUCACUCUCAGGCCAGGCCCAGCCUAAUGUCUGGUCACACCCAGGCUGUGCCUAGCCUGGCAUCUUGCCCUCUACAGAACAUGCCUCCAACUUCUGACACGCAGCCAGAAACUGGAUCCAGCUCCAGCUCUGGCUCCUGCCGAGCUGUGCCGCUGGUCCCCACGGAUGAGGCAGACCGCUCCCGGGGAAAUGCCCUGUGUAAGGUAAAACUUGAGGAACCAAUUAACCUGUCAGUGAAAAGACCUCCAUUGGCCCCACCAGUCAACACAUCCAUGGCUCUGCAGCAGUACCGGAACCCAAAAGAGUAUGAGAAUUUUGAACAAGGAACCCUAGAGCUGGAUACAAAUGAGAACCAGAGCAUCAGAGCCUUAAACAGUGAGCCCAAGAUUCCCUAUGUGCGACUGGAGCGACUCAAGAUUUGUGCCGCCUCCUCGGGAGAGAUGCCUGUAUUCAAGCUGAAACCACAGAAGAAUGAUCAGGAUGGGAGCUUCCUGCUGAUCAUUGAGUGUGGCACUGAGUCCUCCAGCAUGUCUAUUAAGGUCAGCCAGGACAACCUGCCUGAUGCCAUCCAAGCCCCAAGUCUCGGGGGAAGAAAGGUCACCGUCACUUCUCUGGCUGGGCAGAGGCCACCGGAUGUGGAGAGUGCAGCUUCUGAGGAACACAGACUCAUUCCUCGAAACCCUGUAGCCAAGAAGGGCCCCCCAGCACCCAUAGAGAAUGAAGACUUCUGUGCUGUGUGCCUCAAUGGGGGAGAGUUGCUGUGCUGUGAUCGCUGCCCGAAAGUGUACCACCUCUCCUGCCAUGUGCCUGCCUUGCUCAGCUUUCCAGGGGGGGAGUGGGUAUGUACCUUAUGCCGCAGCCUGACCCAGCCUGAGAUGGAAUACGACUGUGAGAAUGCCCGCUACAACCAGCCUGGAGUGAGGGCACCUCCUGGACUGAGCAUGUAUGACCAGAAGAAGUGUGAGAAGCUGGUGCUGUCCCUGUGCUGCAAUAGCCUCAGCCUGCCCUUCCAUGAACCCGUCAGCCCCCUGGCCCGGCAUUAUUACCAGAUUAUCAAGAGGCCCAUGGAUCUGUCAAUCAUCCGAAGGAAGCUGCAAAAGAAGGACCCAGCUCAUUACACCACCCCAGAGGAGGUGGUGUCAGAUGUGCGCCUCAUGUUCUGGAACUGUGCUAAGUUCAAUUACCCUGACUCAGAGGUUGCAGAGGCUGGCCGCUGCCUGGAAGUGUUCUUUGAGGGCUGGUUGAAGGAGAUCUACCCAGAUAAACGGUUUGCCCAGCCAAGGCAGGAGGACUCAGACUCUGAGGAGGUGUCUAGUGAGAGUGGAUGUUCCACUCCCCAGGGCUUCCCAUGGCCACACUACAUACAAGAGGGCAUCCAGCCCAAAAGGCGGCGGCGUCAUAUGGAGAAUGAGAGAACAAAAAGGAUGUCAUUCCGCCUAACCAACAGCAUCUCUCAGGUGUGA
Messenger RNA from Orycteropus afer afer, 3609 nucleotides. The record is from RefSeq and is a predicted model, not a curated record. NCBI's taxonomy places the organism in Eukaryota, Metazoa, Chordata, Mammalia, Tubulidentata, Orycteropodidae.